AUGGCCACCAACGGGUCGGAUUACGAGCUCCUCACAGAGCACUUUAGCUACCCGCCAGUGUCCGCCCAGGCCCUCCUCGACGACAUCAUCAACACCAUCAACGUGCUCGCCGACCGCGCCCUCGACUCGGUCGAACGCCUCCUCCUCACCAUCCCCCCCCAAAACCUAGGCUUCAAGGUGCCCAAGCCCAAAGCGACAGACCCCGAUGCCGCCCAAACCGCCCUCGACGCAGCCAAGCUCGAGAUAGAAAACGGCACCCACCAGCUCGAAACCCUCCUCAACGCCGCCAUCGACAAAAACUUUGACAUUUUCGAGCUCUACACCAUGCAAAACAUCCUGACGGUCAAGCCCCAAGACCAGCCAUUCAUGCGCCUAUCGCACUACGACGGCCUCGACCUGUCAAGCAGCCCCGACAAACCAACAGUGGAGAGCGUCAACGCCCUAAGACGAAGGCUGCACGCCAGCCAGAAACUGCACAUGUCUCUCGAGGCGGAGAGGGCAAGAAACGACGCACUACUACGAAAGUUGAAGCGCGUACUGGGCGUCUCCACCGCGCAGGACGCGGUUAAGGAGGAGGAGGAAGAAGCAGAAAAGGAAGGGACUGCCCCUGAGGGGGACGACAAACAGCUCGGAUUCCUGCGCGAAAAGGCGGCGCUCGAGCAGGGCGGGACAAAUAAACCGAUUACUACGACUACGGAAUUCACGCUGUCGCAGUUGAACUCUCUGCGGUCGCUGUCGGAAUCUCUAAGGCGGCUGCUGCCGGAACUAGGUGCGCAGACCGGGGAGGAAGCAGAAGCGGACGGCAAGUCGUGGCGCCGCGAGCGAGCAGAGUACAUCGAGGGCGCGUCGCGCAAGUAUCUCGAACGAUCGGGGGCGUUGGAACUCGGCCCGCACGGGGAGGUUCGCGACGGGGAGUGGCACGGCGGGGGGAGGUCGUUGGCGAGAGGCGAGGUGGAGGGUUUGGAGAAUAUUGCCUCGCUGUUGGCAAAUGAGGGGGGAGGGUCGAAAGGGGACGACAAGACCGUGGAUGAGUCUUGA
Metarhizium robertsii ARSEF 23 is the source of this 1038-nucleotide messenger RNA. RefSeq names its product Centromere protein Mis12. NCBI's taxonomy places the organism in Eukaryota, Fungi, Ascomycota, Sordariomycetes, Hypocreales, Clavicipitaceae. Gene Ontology annotation, biological process: mitotic sister chromatid segregation; mitotic cell cycle; kinetochore assembly. The transcript is spliced from 2 exons. Gene Ontology annotation, cellular component: nucleus; chromosome, centromeric region. The record is from RefSeq and is a predicted model, not a curated record. The coding region runs from base 1 to 1038 and encodes 345 amino acids.